AUGACCAUGCCUGUGUCGGAGGGCCCGCGGGCGCCCCAGAACCUGACGUUCAACUGGAUCGGGGCCCCUGAGGACGAGGGCGACUACCAAUAUUACUCGUCCUUCCAGUUUUGCGACAACCGCUACGACGUGGGCGACCACGUGUACCUCAUCCCCGAGGACGUGGCUGCGCCGCUCUACCUGGCGCGCAUCAUAAAUGCGUUUGAGGACUCUAAGGCGGAGGGCAGCGAGCGGCUGUGCAUCCAGCAAGGCGCUUCGCCCAUCUGA
Messenger RNA from Monoraphidium neglectum, 267 nucleotides. RefSeq lists its product as hypothetical. The transcript is spliced from 3 exons. NCBI's taxonomy places the organism in Eukaryota, Viridiplantae, Chlorophyta, Chlorophyceae, Sphaeropleales, Selenastraceae. The coding region runs from base 1 to 267 and encodes 88 amino acids. The record is from RefSeq and is a predicted model, not a curated record.